This is a messenger RNA of Carcharodon carcharias (great white shark), 4170 nucleotides long. RefSeq names its product LEM domain-containing protein 2-like. Bases 2 to 2143 code for a protein of 713 amino acids. The record is from RefSeq and is a predicted model, not a curated record. The transcript has 9 exons. Gene Ontology annotation, cellular component: nuclear inner membrane. Gene Ontology annotation, molecular function: chromatin DNA binding. NCBI's taxonomy places the organism in Eukaryota, Metazoa, Chordata, Chondrichthyes, Lamniformes, Lamnidae. Gene Ontology annotation, biological process: negative regulation of BMP signaling pathway; nuclear envelope organization.
AAUGGCGUCGACAGUCAGCGAUAAAGAUUUGCGGCGCGAGCUGAAGGCCCUGGGCUACACGGCCGGGCCCAUCACCGACAGCACCAGGUCCCUGUACUUAAAAAAAUUAGACCAGCUGCAGUACGAAAAGAGUCAGAAAGAACAGAGCAGCCGGGCGCCGCGGAGUCGCCAGAGCCUCUGGCAGCGGGAGAAGGACAGCCCGCCCCCGGAGCCGGAGCCGGAGCCGGAGCAGGAGCAGGAGCCGGAGCAGGCCAGGAGGAGGAGGCCCGGCUUCGUCAACAGCACCAGGGCCGAAUUAAACCGCGAGCAGGCCGACCCUGAGCCUCCUAUCACACAUUCUACAGGUUACUUUACAGAUCGACCUCAUCCUGUGGCUGACGGACACGAGGGGACAUCUGACUGCCUGAGUUCGCCUCGAUACACGGGGAUUUCUGGCAGCUUUUAUUCAGACCCCUAUGGCAGGAAAUCCGACAGCUCAUAUUCAAAUCGAUAUACAGGGGCAUCUGGCAGCCUGAGUUCAGAUCCAUUUACCAGGAAAGCUGACAGCUCCUAUUCAGAUCGAUUCACGGCAAAAUAUCAGAGUCUGGAUUCAAAUCAAUAUUCAAAAGAUAAAAAUAGCUGGAAAAACUCAGCAGGUCUGACAGCAUCUGCGGAGAGUGAUACAGUUAACGUUUCGAGUCCGUGUGACUCUUCAUAUUCAAAAGAAUCUGACAUCUUUUAUUCAGGCCCAUCUACAAAGAAAUAUAACAGUUUAUAUUCAGAUCCAUAUACAAGGAAAUCUGACAAUUUAUAUUCAGAUCCAUAUACAAGGAAAUCUGACAGCUCAUAUUUAGAUAAAUAUACAAGGAAAUCUGACAGCUCAUAUUCUGCUCCAUAUACAAAGACAUCUGACAGCUCAUAUUCAGAUCCAUAUAGAGGGAAAUCUGACAUCCUGAGUUCAGAUCGAUAUACAAGGAAAUAUCAGAGCCCGAGUUUGGAUCCAUACACAAGGAAAUCUGACAGCUCAUACUCAGAUCGAUAUGCAGGGAAAUCUGACAGCCUGAGUUCAGAUGUAUAUACAAGAAGAUUGAGCAGCUUGUAUUCAGAUCGAUAUAUGAGGAAUUCAGGCAGCCUCUAUUCUGACAGUCAUUACAAAGGAAAGUCUGAUAGUUUGUCUGAAACUAAACGCUACACAAGACAAACUGCUGCUGGGAUUUCCAAACAGGGAGAGCAGAAACCUAAGAAUCAUCUAGAUAAAUUCGAGUUUUACCUGUCACGAUUUCUCCAGGUGGCCACUAUUGUCCUUUGUCUUGUUCUAGCGGGGUUAAUCUGUGUCAAAACCUUAGGGUUGCUUGAAGGAUCUGAAGAAGACAUAGGUGAAAAUAUUAAGAUGUUGCCAAUGGAUUGCAGCGGUAAAACAGAUGCAUUUUGCCAAGCUGAAGAACACAAAAUCAUGAUGCUCAUAUUGUCUGAAAUUUAUGAGUAUUUGGCAGAAAUGGCAGGUGAAUUUGAAUGUGGAUCUGAAUAUCCACUGAAGAGCAAAUGUAUACCAGUCAUUGAUGUAAAGCAUCACUUAGCAAUUUCUGAUGUUUCGAAUUUAGAAAAAUUUGAUGAGGCACUAGUGUGGAUCAUUCAGAGUACCCGGGACCUAGGGAUUAGGCUAGUUGGUAAAGAUUCUGAAGCAGAGGUGACUUCAGUGGAUCAAGUGACUUGUCUUGAAUCUACGCGCCCACAAAUGAAUUUGUAUUGUCGCCUCCGUAAUGCAGUUUUUAAUAUUCUUCACAGAACAUUAAUCUUUAUCUUGGUUUUAAGCCUUUUGUGGAUUAUGUUGAUACUUCUGAAGUACCAAUUGAAGAAAAUGAAAGAACAACAACAAGCUGUGUACGAAAUGGUGAACAAAAUCAUAGGUGUUGUUCGUGCUCACAAUCAAGACUGGGAAAAUGAUUUAGAGCUCAUUCCUUAUGUACCUGUUCCCCAUGUCCGUGACACACUGAUUCAACCUGAGGACAGGAAAAAGCUGAAGAAGACCUGGCAGAGGGCCGUUCAGUUUCUUGAAGCAAAUGAGUCCCGGAUUCGUACAGAGACUCAGAGAAUAAAUGGGGAGGAUUUCUUGGUUUGGAGGUGGACACAGCCUUCAUCCUUCUGUGACUCCUUCUGUGACUAAAUGUGAUAUGUAACUCGAUAUAAGAUGCAGAGAGAAAUAAGAGCCAACCUACUGUUGCAGUUGGUUGGCAUACCAGCACGCUUUACCAUGCAGUGAACAAAUAUGUGUUUGUGUGUCUGAAGUUCUCCACGCAGCAGUUGAUCUUGACUGGUUCAUUUGAGGGAAAGUGGUAAGCACUACCCCAUGAGAAGGGAGAGGAAAUCAGUGGAUACCCUGGGAUAUCUUGCAAUGCCUGUUGACAGAUUUAAAAUUAUUAUUCAUUGUUGGGUUGGGGGAAUCACUAACAAGGCCAGUAUUUAUUGCUCAUCUCUAGUACAACUGAGUGGCUUACUAGGCCACAGCAGAGAGCAGUUAAGAGUCAACCAUGCGUUGAGGAACUGGAGUUGCAUAUAGUCCAAAUGGGACAGACAGCAGAUUUUGUUCUGAUAGGAAUAACAAUUCAAUAGUUGUCAAUUUCCAAUUUAAGAUAAAAUCAAUUCUCAUGUUGAGAUUUGAACUCCUAGUCUCCUGAAUUAUUAGCUCAGGCCUUUGGAUUACGAAUUUAGUAACUACACCAUAGCUGUAUUUAUUAAAAUUGGUAGAGAUAUAGAAGCAGAUCACUUGCCUCUUCUAACAGCCAGAGGAUGUGCAUAGUAAAUGGAUAUCCAAAAAGGCCAGGGAAAGAGAUUUUCAAUCUGACAGCAUUAAAAUGAUGCAUAGCUUCUAUUUAAGAGGUCUUUAAUUAUGGUUGCCCUAGUUUUUAAACACUUGUUCAGAUUCUGAUUCUUUGUUGUAUUAUCUUUCAUUUUGCUCUACCAACGAACUUUGUGUCAGUUUUGUCAGAGAUUCUGUCACUUGUAUAUAAGAUACUACACGUACUUAAGCUAUUUUACACAUCUUUGGUAGAUUUCCUUUCGUACUGUAUAUAACAAAUAUAUUCUUUAUAAACAGAUUUAAAACUUAAGUACACAUCACAGCUGUGUAUAAAUUUUAUUUAAAUUGCAAUAUUGCUAACUCUUCUGAACAUACCCAGACAUGUUGAAAUAUAUUAAUUGUGCUAAACUGACCUACUCUUCUUUACCCACAUUUGCUUUAUUUCUGUUGCAUAUCUCCAGAGUAGCUCAGACUAUUUGUAAAUGUGUUUUCUUCCAAAAGUUAAGUUUUGUUGACCUUUGUUUCUUAAAAUGCAAAUUCAUCCUUUCUUAUUCUAAAGCUUCAUGUAUAGCAUAAUUCAUGCUUCAUGUAUAAGAUAGUUAUCUAAUACCUGAUCUAAACUGACGGCUGAGCUGCAGCUCUAUGACUUAAUAAAUGCCUAUUAAUGUAUUUUAUAUGGGCAACUUAAUUGUUUAGCAUAUUAGAGGAAGACUAUUUGGCAACGUUUAAUGGGAAAACUAUUUGGUAAUGAAAAAUGGAACAGGCAAUGAGUUUGAGUUUUAUAAUGCUUAAAAAUUAGAGGUUUAUUUAUUUAUUCAUUCAAGGGAUGUGGAUAGGCCAACAUUUAUUGCGAAUCCCUGAUUCUUAGUUCAUAAUACUUCUUCUUUUGCAUGAAAAAAAUAAAUGGUUAAAUUGCAAUAUGCAUAUCUUAAAACAUAAUAGUGCAUGAACUAAAGAAUGAUAACACAUUAGGUAAAAUAUUUCUUAUUACACAGUGUCUCGUUGAAUCUUAUAUAAAUGAACCUUUUCACGGUUUAUAUUUUGUGUAUAUUUUAGAGGGUUAUGCACACCAUGUGCCAAACUGCUCCCAGUAAGGAAGUUAAACUUCUUAGAAUUGGAAACAGUAAUUGGUCUGUUAAUUAUUGCAUGCUUUUAGUGAUUUCAAAGGCCAAUUUAGCUCCGUGUCUCUGCACAUAUUAGGAUGGAGGCUUUGGUUGGAUAAGAGAAAACUGGCUCAUUGUAUUGUUUUCAAAUGUUAAAACUUAAUGGUCAAUUUCUAUUAAGCAUUCAGUAGAGUUUUUAUGUGGGCAUGGGUUUUUAAUCUUUUUGUAUUGAAUUUCACAUUUUUUCAGAACCAAAAAAUCUCUGAAGAGUUUAAUAAAAUAUUAAAACAA